CGUUCGAAGCACCAUAUAAGUCGUUUUUUUUACUGUUCCUGAGAGCGAUUCCGAGAGGACUUCCCCGCCGAAGUUACCGCAGCCGCGACUCUUUCUACGCCGGCGCCUGAAAUGGAGAAUUCGAGAGCCACCAAGACGCAGGAAGAGCAGUGGAUGACACAGAGUCAAGUUUUCCGAAUUUACGAACUCGUCUUCCAGCUUCCUCCCCAUGCUCAGUCCGUCAACUUUGAGAUUCGACGCGAAAACCACAUUGGGUAUCUCAUGAAAAGUCUCCAUUACCUCGGCCCUAAUUUCUCGGCUUUGGAUGCUAAUCGACCUUGGCUCUGCUACUGGAUCAUACACUCAAUUGCUUUGUUAGGGGAUUGCCUUGAUGACAAGCUGGAGAGUAACGUAAUAGAUUUUCUUCAGAGCUGCCAGGAUCCAAAUGGUGGAUAUGGUGGCGGACCGGGUCAGAUGCCUCAUCUGGCAACAACUUAUGCUGCGGUGAAUACAAUAAUUACUAUUGGUGGUGAGAGGUCUCUAACAUCAAUAAAUAGGAAAAAGCUACAUUCAUUUUUGCUACGAAUGAAAGAUGCAAGUGGUGGCUACAGGAUGCAUGAUGGUGGAGAGGUUGAUGUCCGCGCUUGCUACACUGCUAUAUCCGUGGCCAGCAUUCUUAACAUCUUGGAUGAUAGCCUAAUUCAAAAUGUUGGAGAUUACAUCCUAAGCUGUCAGACUUAUGAAGGUGGAAUUUCCGGUGAGCCAGGCUCUGAAGCUCAUGGUGGGUACACAUUCUGUGGUUUGGCUGCAAUGGUCCUGAUAAAUGAGGCUGAUCGGCUCGACUUGCCUGGAAUAAUUAAUUGGCUCGUAUUUCGGCAAGGAAUAGAAUGUGGAUUCCAAGGCAGAACCAAUAAGUUGGUUGAUGGUUGCUACUCAUUUUGGCAGGGUGGAGUGGGUGCAAUUAUACAACGACUACAUUCGACAAUCAACAAGCAACUCGGCCUACCAGAUACCUUCAGAUAUGAUGACAGAACAGUGGAGGAGAAUGACUCUUCAAACUCCAAUGGAGAGCAGUCAUCCGAAGGGCCAUCUUCCCCAACGCAAGACCUCUGUCACCACGAAGAUGAAGGAAUACCGAAUGCAAAUCAGGGCUAUGAUUUCAUCCAAGGGCCCGUCAGCAUGAAACCUCUUUUCAACAACAUAGCAUUGCAGCAAUACAUUCUUCUGUGCUCUCAGGAAGAGGCAGGGUUCAGAGAUAAGCCUGGGAAACGUCGAGACCAUUACCAUACAUGUUAUGUUCUAAGUGGACUGUCCAUUUGCCACUAUGCCAACACCAAAGACGCCGAUUCUCCACCUUUGGGCAGAGAUAUUGUGGGGCCUUACAACAAUUUGUUGGAGCCCAUUCACCCUCUUUACAACAUCGUCCUCGACAAAUGCCUUGAAGCCCACCAAUUUUUUGCAAGAUCCGUCAUCCUAGAUUGAUUCGACACAGUUUUGGGAGGAGCCCAAUCAACGUGUUCCUGUUGAAGUCUGGCGGAGUUCAGGGAUGCGAUGAUGGCCGUUAUGAUUCUUACAACAAUGGAAGUAUCGAGGAGGCAGUAGCGAUUGUCGGGGUUGCCAGCCCCCUUCAACCAGGUGGAGAUGGUUAGUGGUUUCUUCACUAGUAUCGGUCAGUUUAUUGUGUGGGGAGGAAGAAUUAUUAUUAUUAUUAUUAUUAUUAUUAUUAUUAUUAUUAUUAUUAUUA
Molecule: messenger RNA, 1723 nt
Organism: Andrographis paniculata
Lineage: Eukaryota; Viridiplantae; Streptophyta; Magnoliopsida; Lamiales; Acanthaceae
Product: protein farnesyltransferase subunit beta
Exons: 15
Coding region: 112-1461 (449 amino acids)
Biological process (GO): protein farnesylation
Cellular component (GO): protein farnesyltransferase complex
Molecular function (GO): protein farnesyltransferase activity
Source: RefSeq, a predicted model, not a curated record